This is a messenger RNA of Ambispora leptoticha, 972 nucleotides long. NCBI's taxonomy places the organism in Eukaryota, Fungi, Glomeromycota, Glomeromycetes, Archaeosporales, Ambisporaceae. The record is from the annotation of a GenBank genome assembly.
AUGCAAACUCUGAUUUCACACUCGGAGCGAGAUUAUAUUCUUCAUGGCGUGGAAUCUAAUCUUCGCGCUGACGGUCGAGGACGUCUCGAUUAUCGACAAGUGACUUUUGAAACUGGAUUAAUUUCUCAAUGUAGUGGAAGUGCUAGGUGCCGACUUGGUGAAGGAACUGACGUUUUGGUUGGGGUAAAAGUGGAGAUCGGACAAAUAGAGGUCGAUGGUGCGGAAGAGGUGGUUAAUGAUAAAAAAGCAAAGCGAGGAAGGGUUGUAUGUAACGUUGAAUGUUCACCAAUUGCGUCGCAGCAAUUUGCAGGAAGGGGCGCAGAAGAUUACAAUAAUGAACUGACGCAGAUAAUGGAGCUUAUUUUCAAUGGACCUCAAGCUGGAAUUGAUCUUGAGAAAUUGUGUAUAGUACCUGGUAUUUGGCGUGAUGUCAUUCAUUACAAUAUUGUCGUUGCUCAUAAUCGUUAUCAUGCUGAGCAGGUGCUCGAUUAUGCUGGAAAUAUUUUGGACACUAUCUUCUUGACAACACGCGCCGCUCUUUACAAUACCCGAGUUCCAAAAACAAUAGUGCAGGAAGUGGAAGGAAUGAUGGAAAUUGAAGUGCUGGAUGAUGUGCAAGAGGCCGAGAGGAUUGUUGGAUGGGAACAAAUUCCAAUUGCCGUAACUCUAAAUAAGAUAGGAUCUCGCCAUAUAAUUGACGCUACACCGCUAGAAGAACUUGCAACAGAAGCAAAACUUUUAGUAAGCGUGAAUAAACAAGGUAAAAUCUGUGGAAUGCAAAAGAGUGGCGAGGGUAGCAUCGAACCAAGUUUAUUGAAUGAAAUGAUUCAGACUGGCCGAACGAUUGGACAGAAAAUCAUUGAGGCUUUUGAUGUCCGACUUCGGGAAGAAGAGGUGGAGUCGUUAAAGAGUUCGAGUAGAGGAGGUGGACAGAUUAAUAUUCAGAAACUUGGAUUUUUUGCUGCAACAUAA